Messenger RNA from Scutellospora calospora, 447 nucleotides. NCBI's taxonomy places the organism in Eukaryota, Fungi, Glomeromycota, Glomeromycetes, Diversisporales, Gigasporaceae. The record is from the annotation of a GenBank genome assembly.
AUGAGUCAACAACCAAUUUUAGGAACGACUCAUCAUAAUUCUAUUUGCGUUUCCGAUUAUAAAAGAAGUUUUGAAUUUUAUGAUUCAUUUCUCCCUAAAAUUGGUUAUAAGAUUCUUAGAAAAACUGAAUACUACACCAGCUGGGUGAACCAAGCCUUAGGUCAAUUCGUUAUCUCACGGGCAAAGGAUGAAUAUAAAGAUAUUAAGCAUACGAGAUAUGCGGUUGGAUUUCAUCAUUUAGCUUGGAAUGCUACCUCUGAAAAAGAGGUUGAUGAACUUUAUAACUUCUUAUUUGAGAAAAAUUACAAAAUUUUGGACGCUCCAAAGAGCUAUAAUUAUGCUCCAGUAUAUUAUGCUGUAUUUUGGGAAGAUCCGGAUGGUUUAAAACUUGAAUUCUGUUAUGUUCCAUUUCCUUAUGAAAGUGAAGAUAAGCAGAAAUUAGGAUAA